AGUUGCGAUGCCGUUAAACAGCCAGUCAAUCUCAAAAUAUCUAAACAUUUGCCACACAAAAUGGAUACGAAACUAAUCACAGACAUUGCACCAUUCCCCGGUGACUUUCGUGUCGUCCAUCUCUGGCAUAACUCUACUUUGCAAAUGGAUCCAAUUUUACCAUACUAUGAACCACGCGUCUCUAUCGGCCUUUGCCUGCCAACCGCAUGCACACUUUCCGAGAUAGCCCAACUAAUCGACAUUUAUGUAGAGGAUGAAAUAUUUUUAGAGAGUGAUAUUUUUAUUUGCGGCUACGUGUAGACAGCGUUAAGGAUCUUAAAAUGCGUCCGGGAUCUUUAGCGCGUCCUUCGUUCAUCAUUUUAUCUGUUUGCUUGUUCUUGACGCUGCUACUGACAGUCGUGGCUUUAUCGCGGCGCAUGAGGAGAAAUAAUGAAACUGCUGGUAUGGUGGCUGACGGUGAUCGAAAGAAGAAGAAUAGUGCGGGUGUUGCGGUGGCGAAGCCUAAACCGAGUGCAGAACCUAUGACUGGCAAAGGAUAUUUGGAUUGUUUUGAUGUGCUAAACAAUUUCGAACUGCUAUUUCCAGCUGGUGAAGAUGGUGUAAUAGAUGGAAAUGUUGUAUUUCCUGGAGUGAAUGGCUUGCGUUGGUAUGGUGCAAUGUGUGUGAUUCUAUAUCACCAGCUUUGGGUUACCUUUAUGGUGACGAGCAAUAAGUCGGGACAAUUCAAAUUCACCAAUGAUUUGGGAAAUUUUGAGGUCUUCGUGGAUUUAUUCUUCACAAUAAGUGGCUUCCUGCAGACAUAUCAUUUCUUCCGGAACAGCAGUACAAUGGAGAAAAUACGCAAAUCUGACUUAUGGAAGUGUGUGAAGUUAAUAUUCAUGUACCUCGCGCAUCGCUUGAUAAGGCUUCAUACACGCCCAAUGAAUCAUUGCUUAGCGAAUUGUGUUAAAGCAUUAAUGGCUGUCUGA
Messenger RNA from Rhagoletis pomonella (apple maggot), 968 nucleotides. RefSeq lists its product as uncharacterized. NCBI's taxonomy places the organism in Eukaryota, Metazoa, Arthropoda, Insecta, Diptera, Tephritidae. The record is from RefSeq and is a predicted model, not a curated record. Bases 321 to 968 code for a protein of 215 amino acids. The transcript has 3 exons.